AUGUAUGAGGCAAUGGAGUUGGAGCUGAAAUUGGUGAAUUUCUCGGCAGAUGACAUGGUACGACGCGAUCCCGAUCGAGGAAAUAAUCGAUUCCAACUUUGGCAGUUGAAAUCUCAUUUUCCUUUGAUAAAUUUUGAGCAAUACGUGAAAACAGUAUUCAAUGGAUUGGCGGACGUAUCACCGAACCAUACGGUAAUCAUCCGUGAAAUCGAGUAUUUUACAGGAAUUCAGCAUAUCCUGACCACAACUCCAAAACGUGUGAUUGCGAAUUAUGUGUCGUGGAGACUUGUUCAAGGAUUCUCCCCUUUUCUUCCUCCAACUGCACGAGAGCCAUUCUAUCAAUUCAAAGCCAAUCAGACAGGCAUGUUCAACAGUCCGCCACCGGAUAGGUGGGAAGAUUGUGUGACAUUGUCGGUGAUCAUGAUGGAUAUGCCAGUUGGGAAGCUGUUUGUUGAACAUUUCUUCGAGCGUGAGCGGGCUAUGGCAAAGAUGCAAGAGUUAACGGGCUUCCUGAAAGGCGAAUUCAUCAAGCAGCUGAACGUACUGGACUGGAUGGACGAGUCGACGCGACGGCGGGCAGUCGAAAAGGCCGGAAUGAUCGAGUACAAGAACGGAUUCCCCGAAGUGCUCUUUAAUGACACUUGGAUGGAGGAACAUUGGGGCAUUGUUAUAAAACCCACAGAGAAUACCCUGCUGCAUCUAACAAUUUCGCCAUUAAAGCUGGCCCGCUACGCCGAAGAAUUGAUGAGGCUUAAUCAAGCAUUGGAUAGGACAAUGUGGUAUCAGAGCCCAGCACAGGUGGAUGCGUACUAUGCUCCGAAUAACAACGAAAUGAUUUUCCCAGCUGGUAUCAUGCAGUUCCCGUUUCUCACUCUAGGCGUCCCCAAUUAUGUUACAUAUGGAAUGGUAGGAGCUGUAAUUGGACACGAAGUAUCGCAUGCAUUCGACGAUCAAGGAGGGCGAUAUGAUGAACUCGGCAAUCUUAAUGACUGGUGGGAUUCCAACACUGCUGAGAAGUUCACGGAAAAGACAAGAUGUUUCGUGCGACAAUAUAGCUCAGUAAAAGUAGCCGAAGCUGGUAUACACCUCAACGGACAACUGAGCUUGGGAGAGAACAUUGCCGACAACGGGGGUGUGAAAACAGCUUUCAACGCAUACAAAGCAUGGCGUUCGAACACCUCUAUGGAAGAACCGGCUCUACCUGGCUUUCAGAACUUCACCAGUGAACAAAUGUUCUUCCUCGCAUACGCUAAUAAUUGGUGUUCAGUAGUCCGACCUAAGCACUAUGUGCAGAUUAUCAUGACAGAUGUACAUGCUCCAAGCAAGUACAGAGCGACAAUUCCGCUUCAGAAUAGGAUCGAAUUCGCUGAAGCGUUCCAAUGUGCUCGUGGAACACCAAUGAAUCCCGAAAAGAAAUGUCAGGUUUGGUAG
Messenger RNA from Cooperia oncophora, 1431 nucleotides. Lineage: Eukaryota; Metazoa; Nematoda; Chromadorea; Rhabditida; Trichostrongylidae. The record is from the annotation of a GenBank genome assembly.